AUGUCUUUUUCAAAAUUACCAUCAGGUGUUAUUAAACACAUUGCACUCUAUUUGGAUCCAAAGGAUAUCGUCACAUUUGGUUUAUGCUCAAGGUCACAGUAUGAAAAUAUCCUCAUCAAUGAGGAUUUUUGGAAAAAUAAAUCGAUACAAGAUUUUGGUGAUUUAUUUCGCUUAUACGACAUCAUUGUCAAAUCCACUGGCCUGGAAUUAUCAAACGAUCUAUCAAAGAAGUUUGAAAAGGAACCCGGAAAUUGGCGUGAAUACUACAUUGCAAAAACUGAAUCAAUUAACGAAGCUGACAAUGCCACCUUGCUGGAUCAAGGAAACAAAGAAUAUAAAGACGCUCGUAAAUCAUUAACGACAUUGCAAGAUGACAUGAACUACUCUGUCUUGGUGCAUGUCGCCUCAAAGAUGCUGUGGAUAUUAGACAUUUUACCGGGACAUGCUGGAUGCUACUACAUUUUGGGCUUUAUCCUGUUCAUCCUGAAUCAACUGGAAGAUGCUUUGGAUAUUUUGGAUAUGGGAAGACUCGUCGACUCGUCAUUCGAGCCAUUUGACGAACUGGAAAAGGAAAUUUUAUCUAUCAUGCAGAACGACAAGCAAGAUGUCAAUGAUUUACCUCUAUUAGUCAAUGAAAACUUAUCACCCGAGUUAUUACGGGUGUUAUUCGAGAUUUUCAACAGAUUUGAUGAGGAUCGUGAUGAAUGUCUCAAUCCCAAAGAAUUGGAUUUAUUCGUCUUUUCAACAAAUGGACAGCAUCCUCCUACAUCGUUUAUCGAGAAUAUGGGUCAGCGAUUUGGUGCAAAUGACCAGGGAUGGUUGACAAAGAAGGGGUUUUUGGCUUUUUAUUUGGAACAAACCUUGGAUGACCCUUCGGAAACCAAAAAAGACAUCCGUGCACAUGGAUACGACUGCACCAAACUACAGAAACUGACAGCUACAGCCUAG
This is a messenger RNA of Mucor velutinosus, 948 nucleotides long. RefSeq lists its product as uncharacterized. The coding region runs from base 1 to 948 and encodes 315 amino acids. Gene Ontology annotation, molecular function: calcium ion binding; protein binding. NCBI's taxonomy places the organism in Eukaryota, Fungi, Mucoromycota, Mucoromycetes, Mucorales, Mucoraceae. The record is from RefSeq and is a predicted model, not a curated record. The transcript has 5 exons.